Molecule: messenger RNA, 1325 nt
Organism: Gaeumannomyces tritici R3-111a-1
Lineage: Eukaryota; Fungi; Ascomycota; Sordariomycetes; Magnaporthales; Magnaporthaceae
Exons: 2
Coding region: 43-1293 (416 amino acids)
Molecular function (GO): zinc ion binding; oxidoreductase activity
Source: RefSeq, a predicted model, not a curated record
AAUUUAUUGGACACCUAAGUUUCCUGUCAAAACAAAGUCGCAAUGUCGUCAACAAGCACCUCCCCCAUCCCCUUCCGCCCCCGGCCCAAAACCAACCGCGUGGUCAUGUGGGAGGGCAAGGUCGGGCAGGUGGUGACGCGCGAGAUCCCCUUCCCCCGCAUCGAGGAGCCCGAGGACGUGAUUGUGCGCAUCACGACGUCGGCCCUCUGCGGCACGGAUCUGCACGUGUACCGCGGCUUCAUGGGCAGCCCAAACGUCCCCUACUCGCUGGGCCACGAGGGCAUGGGCGUGGUGCACGAGAUCGGUCCCGCCGUCGACAGCUUCAAGGUCGGCGACCGCGUCAUCAUCGCCUUCCCGUCGGACAGGCCCAUCCCGACAAAGAACAGCACCGUCCUGCAGCUGGCCGGGUUCGGGCUCGGAUCACUGUUUGGCGACCUCCAGGGCUUGCAGGCCGAGUACGUGCGCGUGCCGUUUGCUGACAGCUCGCUCGUCGGCAUCCCCAAGACGCUGCCAGACAAGGAAUGGCUGUGCACGGGCGACAUCUUCAGCACGGCUUGGCAGGGCCUGACAUGGUCAGGCUUCGAGGCGGGCGACUCGGUGGCCGUUUUCGGCGCGGGGCCCGUCGGGCUGCUGUGCGCCUAUAGCGCCGUAAUCCGGGGCGCGUCGGCCGUCUACGUGGUCGACCACAUCCGGCAGCGGCUCGACAAGGCCGAGAGCAUCGGGCCGGCCGUCAGGGCCAUCGACUUCACCAAGCCCGGCCACAGGGCGAGCGAGCAGAUCCUGGCGCUGAGCCCGGGCGGCGUCAACCGCGCCGUCGACUGCGUGGGUGAGGAGGCGCUCAACGAGAAGCUCGAGCGCCAGCAGGACUACAUCCUACGCGAGUGCGUCCACGUCACGGCCGUCGGCGGCGGCAUCGGCGUGCCGGGAGCGACAACCGUGGUGCCCAAGUCGGAGGGCGCGCCGCUCGCCGACGAGAUCGCGCCCGAGAUCGCCUUCCCCAUCGCCCAGUUCUGGACCCGCGGCCUGAGCAUGAAGGCGUCGUUCGUAGACCCUGUGGUCACGAUGCCAAUGCUGCUGCGCCUGAUCGAGAGCGGACGCGCCAAGCCGGGCUUCAUCGUCGACGAGCCUGCGCACGACCUGUCGGACGCGCCGCGCCAGUACGAGCGGUUCAACAGGGGCGAGGUCAUCAAGGUGCUGUUCAAGGGGGCGCCCCGCCCUGAAGAGUGGGAGGAGGAGGAGUGGGAGAGGGACGCGGGGGAGGCCAAUGGCCAUGGGGCCCAGAACGGGGUUUGAGGCAUGAUCGGUGACUGGUUGUUUUCGCAUGG